This is a messenger RNA of Trichomonas vaginalis G3, 819 nucleotides long. RefSeq names its product protein of unknown function, DUF4106 family. The record is from RefSeq and is a predicted model, not a curated record. The transcript has a single exon. NCBI's taxonomy places the organism in Eukaryota, Parabasalia, Trichomonadida, Trichomonadidae. Bases 1 to 819 code for a protein of 272 amino acids.
AUGCAAACAAUACGCGAAGACUCAAAUACAAACUAUGACAAACUCUUUCUAGGAUAUAGGUUACCUGAGAUGGGCGACCAGAGCCAAAAGGCAAAAAGGACAUGGGAAAUUUGCAACAUACUAGAUGAACAUAAUGCAAAGAUGCAACAACUUCAAGCAGAGGGCAAUGAAGGAAAAAGAAGAGUUAAAAACUCAGUCAGGAAGAAAGUAAAGCUUGGUCCACGUGGGUUUAUUAUGACAUAUAAAUCCAACUAUUCUAUAUUUUACUCAUAUGAAAUGUACGCCGCUCAGAAUAUAACGCCAACAGUUUUGGAUGCUAUGAAUGGAAAUGUUUCCGAAUGGUAUAACGAAUGCGACAAUGCCAUUAGAAGGUCAGAAAUAGUUCCUGGAACUUACGAAUAUACAACUGCUGUUUCUUAUGGAAACGUAGGUGAGUUUGGAGAAGGUUCUUCAACAACAGUAGAUAUUGCUUGCGACAGGUUUCAUAUAAUUUCUAUUGACAACUCUUUCUUAUACGUGGAACAAGACAUUGAAAUAAAACCUUCUGCCAAGUUGUCUGACAAGAAAGGUUGCAAUGGAAUUUCUAUGUCGGAUACAAUAUGCUCCAGAAGUUUUCAUGGAUAUAAGAUAUAUUCUAACUCUGACUUAGUUCAAACAGUAACAUGGGCAAACUAUGAAUGGUUCGCUUUGAGAAACUCAGUACAACCACAAGCUAGAGAACAAACAGACCAGUAUGCAACUAUUGAGAAAAUAAGAAGACUUGACCUAACGUUCCAGGAGUUUAUGUUAACCUUUCUGGACAAACUGCAGCAGCAGUAA